AUGCCUCCCGUACCCGCGCAAGUCGACCGAUACCGGGUAAUAUGCUAUCACCAGACACUUCGUCCGGAUCGAGGCCAAUAUGUGUCCGCGCUACCGCUAGUGCAGAACAACACUGGCAUCACGCACAUCAUCAUUGCUGCUUUCCAUCUGAAUGCUGAACCAGGUCAUAUUACGCUCAACGAUGAUCCUCCCCACCAUAGCAUGUAUGACGAGCUGUGGGCAGAGGUGCCUCUCUUGAAACAGAGUGGGGUACGCGUCAUGGGAAUGCUGGGAGGAGCUGCUCAAGGCUCCUUCCGCUGUCUGGACGGUGAUCAGGACAAAUUCGAACGGUACUACUUGCCUCUCCUAGCCAUGAUUCAGCGUCAUCAACUGGAAGGGCUGGAUCUAGACGUUGAGGAGGAAAUGUCGCUUUCAGGUAUCAUUAGACUUAUAGAUCGACUCAAAUCGGACCUGGGAGACAGCUUCAUUAUAACGUUGGCCCCAGUGGCAGCGGCGCUUCUAGGGAUCGGUAACCUUUCCGGGUUUGACUACCGAGAGCUUGAGCGGCAACGAGCAUCGAAAAUUAGUUGGUAUAAUACACAGUUCUACAACGGCUGGGGCCCAGCGGAUGAUCCCCGUAUGUAUGCGGCGAUCGUCGCGCAAGGAUGGUCGCCGCAACGCGUUGUGUUCGGAUUGUUGACGAAUCCCGGCAAUGGAUCGCAGGGCUACGUUCCUCGGGAGAUCAUCGGGCCUAUCUUAGGCCAGCUGGUGGAGCAGUUCCCCGACUUUGGCGGCGUUAUGGGCUGGGAGUACUUUAACGCCAAACCGGGAGAGCGGGAGAAGCCCUGGCAAUGGGCGGCGGAGAUGUCGCUUAGCAUGCAUAUGAAGGAUGUGGUCAUGGCUUUUUAUCAGGCGCGCUUGAAACGUUCCCACAAAGCUAUGGUUUCCUUGCCGCGAGUUGCCGCGGCCACGAGCUCCGUGAUACUCAGACUCGCCGCCUUCAUCUUUCUUCGCUGGAUCCCCGGUCAUCAUUUCCCACCUCUAAUCUUCACCUCGCUAGUGGUGUAUCUAUCUUCAGUUUUCUCUCUCAGUCGGCCGGCCGACGAGAGCACCACCACCACCACCACCAAUCGUCCCCAUGACUUGAAACGCUCCGGGACCGCUUCCACUAAGGAUAGCGUUCUUAAGACGUUGUUGACGGGACUGCCCUCCCCCAGAUCGCCAUUGGUGACCCGGCUGACAGUGCUGAUCAACCUUGUCCUUACGCUCUUCACCUCCGACCUUCUACUCCGUGGGGUGGUUUUCUAUCCUGCAAACGAUGUUGCCUUCUCUCGCAUUGGCUAUGUCUCUCCAACUACAGCGAAUUUACUCGUUCGAGAGCCAGACUCCGCUCAACUACCUCUGGUGGUCUUCUACCAAGAAGCGGAACAGGACGACCCCUUGAAAUGGGUGGAAGAAGGCAUUAUAUAUGCACUUGAUGAAUCGACGGAUUUUACUACCUCGGUGACUUUGAAGAACUUGAAGCCAUCCUCGCACUACCGGUAUUCUUUGUCCAAUAAUCGCACAGGCUCUUUUGUCACCGCGCCUCUUCAUGGUUCGAAAUCUGCCAACCGGCUUAGCUUUCUGACAUCUAGCUGCAUGAAGCCAAACUUCCCGUACAAUCCACUAUCUCACCCAUUGCGUAUCGAGGGCAUUGAGAAGAUGACUGAGACCGUCAGUAAAUUGCCAUCCUUGCUUCGACCAGCUUUUAUGUUGUUCCUCGGUGACUUCAUUUAUAUCGAUGUUCCCCAGCGCUUCGGCUCAUCUGUAUCACACUACCGCAGUGAAUAUCGUCGUGUGUAUUCGUCUCCCUCAUGGUAUUCCCAUGGUGGUAACCCGGCCAUCGACCUGCCGUGGAUUCACACUCUAGACGACCAUGAGAUUGAGAAUGACUGGUCGAAGGGCAACAAUACAGCCCUCUACUUGGCUGCCGCCGACCCCUAUAUCCAUUACCACGUCAGUGUGAAUCCCCCGAUCCCGGCAUUUCCUUUUGCCAAGCCAGAAAACACAACCUAUUUCUCUUUCAUCAGCGGCCCAGCGUCAUUCUUCAUGUUAGAUACACGCACCUAUCGCUCGGAGCCCGCCCAACCGGACUCUACCAUCCUCGGCUCAGCGCAGCUGCAGUCCUUGCUUGCAUAUCUGUCUAGCUCUGAACCAGCCGAAGUGCGCUGGAAGAUCGUCGCCUCUAGCGUUCCCUUUACCAAAAACUGGCACGUCGGCACGACUGACACAUGGGGUGGAUUCUUGGAUGAGCGUCGCACAGUGUUUGAGGCCAUGUGGCGCGCCGAGCGAGAGCUGGGAAUUCGUAUCAUCCUGCUCAGCGGAGACAGACACGAGUUUGGGGCGACCCGGUUCCCUGAUCCAACAUAUGACUACACGCCCGAUGAACUUCUAUCCGAUACCGCCGGAGAAGGCCUGCACGAGUUCAGUGUUGGUCCGCUCAGUAUGUUCUACCUGCCCAUCCGGACCUACCAUCAAACCGACAGUGAAGAUGUCACAGUCAAAUACAUCCCAACCGGUAACACCAAGUACGGAUUAAUCGAUAUCGACAUCCGCGACGAGACAGUACUCACCACCAGUGGCAAGACGGCAACCGUACCCAGUUCCGUCCUUACCUACUCACUCUAUGUUGACAACGAUGUCGCCUGGAAAUAUAGUCUCAGCGUCCCACUCCCCGGGUAUGAAGAUGUUGUUGCCUCGGUGGCCUCUGUCAAACACCCGCGACUCCUGCCAGGUAAAGUCCUUGAGGACAACCGUGAAACUGUUGGAUGGAAUACCCUGCUCAGGGCUGUGGUCGGUCAGGCGGAGGAAUUCGAAGGACAGCUAAUUAGCCAGGUUAGGGAUCAAGUCUAUAAGCUUUUGGAUAGAACAGGAACAGCAGAAAGACUCGACUGA
Messenger RNA from Aspergillus caelatus, 2913 nucleotides. Its product is annotated as alkaline phosphatase. The record is from RefSeq and is a predicted model, not a curated record. The transcript has 4 exons. Lineage: Eukaryota; Fungi; Ascomycota; Eurotiomycetes; Eurotiales; Aspergillaceae. The coding region runs from base 1 to 2913 and encodes 970 amino acids. Gene Ontology annotation, biological process: carbohydrate metabolic process.